Molecule: messenger RNA, 2322 nt
Organism: Mobula hypostoma (lesser devil ray)
Lineage: Eukaryota; Metazoa; Chordata; Chondrichthyes; Myliobatiformes; Myliobatidae
Product: actin-related protein 2/3 complex subunit 5-A-like
Exons: 4
Coding region: 225-677 (150 amino acids)
Biological process (GO): cell migration; regulation of actin filament polymerization; Arp2/3 complex-mediated actin nucleation
Cellular component (GO): cytoplasm; Arp2/3 protein complex; actin cytoskeleton
Molecular function (GO): actin filament binding
Source: RefSeq, a predicted model, not a curated record
AAGGGUCGCGCGCGCGGGGGCAUACGUGCGCGCAAGAGAAGUUGGGGGUGGGGGCGCGGCUGUUGGAGCGCUCGUGCGCGCGCGACGGGCGCCGGGCCCCGCCCUACCCCUCGCGCUGUCAGUUUGCGGAAGCACCGGGCUCGCUGUGCUGUACGAAGACUGACGGUAGAAGCGGUGGCUUGGCCCUAAUUCCUACCCGGAUCAGAUCACCGGCGGCCCGCGACAUGUCCAAGAAUACGAGCGUUGACAAAUUCCGUCGGGUCAAUGUGGAUGACUAUGACGAGAAUAACUACGUGGACGAGGAGGAAGGUGGCGAGAACCAGCUGGGACCCGACGAAGCGGAGGUGGACGCCUCCAUCAGGCAAGGAAAUCUGAAUGCAGCUCUUCAAGCAGCUCUAAAGAAUCCUCCAAUCAAUACAAAAAACCAGGCUGUUAAGGACCGGGCAGAAAAUACAGUUGUUAAAGUUUUGACUUCAUUUAAGAGUAAUGAUAUUGAAAAAGCUGUUCAGUCCCUUGACAAGAAUAGUAUUGACCUUCUGAUGAAGUAUAUCUACAAAGGUUUUGAAAAACCAUCAGACAAUAGUAGUGCAAUAUUACUACAAUGGCAUGAAAAGGUGUUAGCAGUUGGAGGAGUGGGAUCUGUAGUCCGAGUUCUAACAGCAAGAAAAACUGUUUAAAACCAUGGGAUCAAGAUUACCUGUCUGGUACAGAGGAAUUGCUGGUGCAGAGACCAAAAGAACCAGUUUGUGCAACACUGGAGUCAUUUUUUUUUUGUUUUGGCUUGCUUUUUAUGAGGAGGUUGUAUAUCUUAGCUCAAUUUGUUUGUCUGUUAACCAAAAUCUUAGGUGCAGUCCAAACUGGUUUUAUAAGCUCAGUAUUUAGUCCAAACUUUGUAGCCAUGCAGGAACAUUUCAAAAGCCCAGUUUUAUUCAAAGUGUAGAGGUAUUUGAGAAAUUGGAGAUUUUUUCUUUUUGCAGAAAUGAUUUUUUAUUUUAAAUGUUUAAUUAAACAAAGGUACAGAGUAUGAAUGUGCUAUCCAGACAGUGAAUCCGUUGACUCAAACUUAAUCCAUUCAGCAAUAGUUAGACACACAUACAACUAAUCAUGGGCAUUUCAAAUUUGAAGCUGGGUAUUUAGCUGAGUGAUAGAAGCUGAACAUAUAGAAUCACCAGAAAGACUUAUGUUUGAAAUCAUGCCUCAAUUGGUAAAGGUAAUGAUAAAUUGUGUGGCUUUGGUGUUCUGGGAUUAAUUCAUUUGUUUAUAAUCAUUCCUGGCAUGAGGAGUGAUUCCGUUAUAAAGAGGCCUUGGCAAUGAUCGACUGCUGUCAAUGUGUAGGUGCAGUGUAACAUGUUUCACCUUUCUGGGGAAAAAAAUCAUUUAAAACUAAAAACUGUACAAUAGAUGUCUGAACUGAACACAUUUCAGACAGUUUUAGCAUCUGUAGGAUUUACAAAAAUGUAGUCAGUCACAAUUUUCCAUUGUGUCAGCUAUCAAAGGUUUGCAGACAUGACUGACUAAAUACUGGUUUUGAAUGAUCUCAAUAAAGCUUUCAAAUUACUCCUUGAAAAUGAAAUAUAAAUACAAUGUUUGCACUGUUUUAAAAGUAGCAGAAAUAGUAUUUGGAUUUGUUGUUCAUAACAGAGAGCAGUAAGUUCACAGAAGGCACAAAACCUCAUGGCCAAUGUCCAUUUGCUUUGUACCAUGUUUUCUAAUUCCAAUUAGUUAUUUCAAAGUGGUGCUUUCAGCUGAUGGUGAAAUUAAUUUUUCUUUUUAUAGCAAAUCACUUAAUCUUGAAUUCACAAUAAAACGGUGAAAAUGGAUCAACUGCCCUACUUGUAGAUCAAGUUCGUGCCUUUAGCAAGGAAGCUGAGUUCUCCUACCUCCCCCUUCGUAUUUCUGAACAUAAAGGAGUGCUGAAUACAUUCUGUUAGGGCACGUUUACUCAAGAGUAAGCUAAGUUUCAUUUUAGCACAUUUAUAAAUAUCAAAGACCUAUUAAUGGCUGUGAUGGUUGUCUAAGUCCUAGCAGACAAUCUGUUUCACUUUGACUAUUUAAAUGUUGUAAAAAAAAAGAACAAGAGUUAAGUAUUCUUCAUAUCUCUUGUAAAAAGAAAAUAUGCAAAAUUAUUGGAUUAUGAAGCCUAAUCAUUGUGAACAAAAUGUUUGAUAACUCAGCCACAAUUUUCUAUGCCUGAAACAUGAAUUAAGUGUGAUCAGUAUUUCAAGUUUGAGCAAUUGCUGUUGUAGUUGUAAGUAUUACUUUAAUCACAUUGCCCCAAGAUUUUUAUUGCUUUUAUUAAGAUAAUAAAAAGUUGCUAAACUA